AUGUGUUUGUUCUCGGUCAUCAUCGUCGACGAGUCCCACCUUGCCAAGAAGCAGACAACGCUGCUCAAUAUGACCAUCCGUCCCCUUGAGUACGGCGUGGCUUUGCUUCUAACUGGGACGCCGGUAUUCAACACCUGCCGAGAUCUGGCUGGCCAGCUCAUGCUACUGCCAGGGGGAAGGGGGGCAUUCGAAAACCUGGACCACCUUACUGAGCUUAUUCGACUGGGUCGACCUGCUUGGGAAGGUGAAGAAGAAAUGGUACACGUGGACGGUCCAGGAGGUCAUCGUCGAUUACUACUCAACAACCUGCUGGCGGCCUUGACUAUAUCAGUCUACUUCAGCAAGCAUCGCUACUCACAACUCAAGAUCGACAACUGGGUCAGAAAGGCCCAAAUCGCGAUAAACAGGUCUAGACGUCAAGGCAACAAGAGCGGUUUGGGGUUUGGGAUAGCGCUCCUGAGGAGUGCACAAGUUGAGGCUGCCAACCCGCUCCUUCGCUGUGCAAAAGAUAUCGGCAUGAGGACCAAGGUCCAACCGAACAACUACGCACAUCCAGAGCUUGAGGACUGUAUCAUGAUGGCCUUCAUGGAAUGA
Fusarium sp. VM40 is the source of this 594-nucleotide messenger RNA. NCBI's taxonomy places the organism in Eukaryota, Fungi, Ascomycota, Sordariomycetes, Hypocreales, Nectriaceae. The record is from the annotation of a GenBank genome assembly.